Molecule: messenger RNA, 2074 nt
Organism: Ochotona princeps (American pika)
Lineage: Eukaryota; Metazoa; Chordata; Mammalia; Lagomorpha; Ochotonidae
Gene: EGLN2
Product: egl-9 family hypoxia inducible factor 2
Exons: 6
Coding region: 363-1583 (406 amino acids)
Biological process (GO): cellular response to hypoxia; peptidyl-proline hydroxylation to 4-hydroxy-L-proline
Cellular component (GO): nucleus; cytoplasm
Molecular function (GO): peptidyl-proline 4-dioxygenase activity; L-ascorbic acid binding; ferrous iron binding
Source: RefSeq, a predicted model, not a curated record
GCCUGCCCGCGGUCACGUGCUCUCCGGGCGAGGCGGGGGCGGAGCGUGGCGGGCGGUGGGGGCGGGGUAUGGCGCACGGUGCGGCGCAGGGCGGCUGGCACAAACGGCGGCGCCGGGGCCGGAGGAAAAAGCUGGCCAUCCUGACCAGUCCCUUCCCAAGCCGCUAGGGACCCCAGUGGACUUGGAGACCGCCGUGUACUUCCAGGGCACGAGACCCGCUGCUGCCUGUCCUGCCUCACCCUGCCCAGCAGCAGGCCCAGCGGCCUCCAGCUGCAGCAAGUGGAGGAGGUGGUGGUGGUGGAGGGUGGCACCAUGGGCCCGGGCCGUGCCCUCCAUGCCCGGGGGAUGAAGACACUGCUGCCAUGGACAGCCCGUGCCAGCCGCAGCCCCUGAGUCAGGCUCGCCCUCCCCUGACAGGGUCUGUGUCAGAGCCUGUGGAGCCUGGCCGUGCCAGGAUGGGGGUGGAGAGUUACCUGGCCUGUCCCCUGCUGCCCUCCUACCACCACAGUCCCGGAGCACCUGCAGCUGGCGAGGCCUCUGUGGGGAGUGGGGCCCCCAGAGUCACGGCCACCUCCACCACUGCCAGCGCCCUGCGGGAGGGCUUGGGUGGCCAGGAUGGUGGUGAGCUAUGGCCGCUGCGGAGUGAGGGCGCUGCAGCACUGGUGACCAAGGGGUGCCAGCGACUGGCCGCCCAGGGUGCCCGGCCUGAGGCCCCCAAACGGAAGUGGGCAGAGGAUGGGGGAGAUGCCCCUUCACCCUGCAAGCGGCCCUGGGCCCGGCAAGAGAACCAGGGGGCUGAGGAGGAGGGUGGCACUGGACACAGCAGCGGGGCUGGAGAGCUGAGUACCCGGCGGAAGGAGGAGGCUCGGCCCUCCGCGCCAGAGCGCCUGGCCCUGGACUACAUCGUGCCCUGCAUGCGGUACUACGGCAUCUGUGUGAAGGACAACUUCUUGGGGGCGGCAUUGGGGGGCCUCGUGCUAGCUGAGGUGGAGGCCCUGAAGUGCAGCGGUCGCCUGCGGGAUGGACAGCUGGUGAGCCAGCGGGCCAUCCCACCGCGCAGCAUCCGCGGGGACCAGAUCGCCUGGGUGGAAGGUCAUGAGCCAGGCUGCCAGAGCAUCGGCACCCUCAUGGCCCACGUGGACACCGUCAUUCGCCACUGCGCUGGGCGACUGGGCAGCUAUGUCAUCAAUGGGCGCACUAAGGCCAUGGUGGCGUGCUAUCCAGGCAAUGGGCUGGGGUACGUGAGGCAUGUCGACAACCCCCAUGGCGACGGGCGCUGCAUCACCUGCAUCUAUUACCUGAAUCAGAACUGGGAUGUUAAGGUGCACGGCGGCCUGCUGCAGAUCUUCCCCGAGGGCCGCCCCGUGGUCGCCAACAUCGAGCCGCUCUUUGACCGCUUGCUCAUUUUCUGGUCUGACCGGCGAAACCCCCACGAGGUGAAGCCCGCCUAUGCCACCAGGUACGCCAUCACUGUCUGGUAUUUUGAUGCCAAGGAGCGGGCAGCAGCCAAAGACAAGUAUCAGCUAGCGACAGGACAGAAGGGCGUCCAGGUUCCUGUCUCGCAGCCGCCCACGCCCCCCUAGGACCAGCCCCAGAGCGGCAUGGACAGCUUGCCUCGACUUGCAGCCGGCAGCCCCGCAGCCUCGGUGCCUGUCCCCUCCCUGCUGCCGUCGCUGCUUCUGACUUGCCUGUCUCCACACUGAGGACCAAGGAGGAUGCCUCUGCGGCCCAAACCGAGCGGAGGCUGGCGCUGGAGGCUACCAUGCCCGGAGCAGGCCCCAGUCACGACCCCAAUAGUGCAGAGAGCUGGGGCGAGACUUCAUCGCCUUGCACCAGGAGGCAGGAUUUGGGGUUGGCGUGAGUCAUGGGCUCUGGCUGAAAGAGGUUUGGGGGCUCUCCCCUAGCCCCCUCCUCCAACUCCUCCAGCCUGGAAUGUGAAGCGACUCCCUAACGCCUUAGGCCAUGGCACCUUUUGGACCGGGCUGCCGUGGUGGGGCAGGGACUGGGGCCUGGAGGGAGACCCGUGGAUGUGGAAGCUUUUCAGCCAAGUAAUAAAGUUUACCUCAGAGCUGCA